Camellia sinensis is the source of this 756-nucleotide messenger RNA. Lineage: Eukaryota; Viridiplantae; Streptophyta; Magnoliopsida; Ericales; Theaceae. The record is from RefSeq and is a predicted model, not a curated record.
AUGGCGGACUCUAUUGAAGACUUGGCAUGGCGGCUUGUCUUGACAGAGGAGGAGGAAGCAGAGGUGGUCGUGGAUGAGGUUCAUAUUCACUCCACUGAGGCGAAUGCAGGGCUUUGCUUGGUGGGUAAACUUCUCACCAUGCGUCCAUUUAAUAUGGAUGCGCUGCGGUCCACUUUGACAUCAGUUUGGAAGGCAUCUAAAGGAGUAGUGUUCAAGACUUUUGGUGAUAACUUAGUUUUGAUACAGUUUGGCCAUAUUGUUGACAAGCGUAGGGUGAUGAUUAAUGGCCCUUGGAGUUUUGAUAAACAAUUGGUCAUGUUGAAAGAAUUUAAUAGGGCUUUACAGCCGUCGGAAAUCACUUUUUCAACUAUGGAGUUUUGGGUCCAUGCAUCUAAUCUCCCUCUUAUAAGUAUGACUCGAGAUGUGGGGGUUUUACUGGGAAAUACCCUGGGAAAGUUUGUCGAUAUGGAGUAUGGUGACGGAGGUAUUGCUUGGGGCAGGGCUCUUCAUAUUCGCAUUGAGAUCAAUAUUGAUAAACCCCUUCGGCGGGGUUUAAAAUUGGCGCUAGGUGGUCAAGAACCGGUGUGGAUUACGCUCCAGUAUGAGAGGCUACCCAACUUUUGUUUUCAUUGUGGCUUGCUUGGCCAUAGUGUUCACGAUUGUGGGAACAGGUUGUUGGAAGGAGCACAUAGGGAGGAGGUGAGAUUGCAAUAUGGUCCAUGGCUUCGGGCUGAAGUACCACGGGGACGGGUUUGA